CCGUUGCUUGAAACGUACGUUCACAUCCGUUCAGAAAUAUACCGCGAAAUAGUUACGAAUAAAUCGUGGUGCAUCAACUUUUUGUACUGUUGUGUGUCAGUGUUGUGAUUUGUACGUGUUAAUAAAUAAAUUUAUUUACUGUACCUGCGCUACAGAACCGGAUGUGAGGAGGUUGCCGACAUACCGGAAGAGGUCAAAUAUAGCAGCCCGCGGCAUGGGGUGGAGUUGCUGACAACUUUGCUACACAGCAAAAUGAAAUAAACAUGGAGUCACCAGUCAGAAUAUGUAUAGGUGCAGCUUUAGUAGUAAACUUACUACUGAUAACCAGCACGACAGUUACUGCAGACACACUGCCAAUCGAAACGACUUCUACAACAUUAAGAAAUGAGAGGAACCCAAGGUACGCAAAAACUAACGGCACAUCAUGGGUUGAAAAAACCAAAUCAAAAGUUCCCGAUGCAGCGCUCAAUGAGUUGAAUCCGAAAGAUUCAUCAAGCGAAGAAGAUACAGACAAAAAUGCUAAAUAUAAGGACCGAGGAAGGGUAAAAUAUAAUCUGCAAUCUAAAACGCCAACAGCUAGUCCUUUAAAGAGGGUAACCAAAGCUACUGAUGUUGUUAUAGUAACACCAACUCCAGAAGUAAGAAAACCUGCACAAAUAAUAGACAGCAUGCGGCAAUUUAAGAAAACAAAGAUACCUGCAGUAACAAUCAUAAGCAGCACUGAGCCGACUAAGCCAGCAAUACAGCAUGAUGAUGAAUAUGACGAUGAGGAAGAAGAUCUCGAUUCUUUCGAAAAGUUUACAUCAACUAAGUUUGAUGAUAGUAGUUUUUUCACUAUUCCAAGCUUUGACGAUGACGAUGACUACAGUACUAGAAAAUAUAAACACGGAUCAAAUAGACAUAAUAAACAUGACUACAUUACCCCGACUUUCAGUAGUUUUUCUGAUUUCUUUCCUAAAAGUGUUUAUAGUAUGAAUCACGAGGAGUCAUAUAAUUCGGAAUCAUACAUUGAUUUUGACUCUGAACUAACUACUCCCAAAAAUAAGUUUUUUGACACUAAACAUAAGCAAAUAUCAUCCAGUAUUGUCAAUAAGGUAGAUACAGUUGAAACUAAUAUGACAGCGUCCAAUGAGAUGGAUGUUGAUGACAUGAAGAAAGAUAAUAUGGGUUUUGAUAAAUUAAGUAAUAGUAGUUUACCUAGUAAUAAAUCAACUGUAUUUAUAAAAAAUACCAAAGAGAUACGUUACGUAGAUAAUGAUGAAGAGGGCACUGCUAAUAAAGGGCAAUCUGAUGUACACGGUACAAGUAUUUAUUAUGAGAUGACAGUAUUAUCCACUGAAACGUAUACGAAUAUUGAUAAAGAUAGUAAUGAUGAUGAUUGCGAUCAAAACGAACCGUCCAGAACUACAGUUAGUACGUCACUUAAUGAGGAGCUGGCUUCUAUUGAAGCUGUAAAGCCUUAUUUUGUAGAAAGUUCCACGAAACCUAGCGUUCUAGACUCCGAACCAAGUCCUGUUUCUAUAUCCACAGUAUCAUCUAAUUUCUUUCCUAGCAGCACACCUUUCACCGUGUACACUUCAGUAGGCCCAAUGCCACUUUCUACCCAAAAUAUAAUAUCUUCAACAGACACAGCUAAAAUAUACCCUAAUAGCUAUAGUAGAAAUCGAAAUUAUUCAAAACGAUUAAAUUUAUCUGGUACCAAAGAUUCUCCAAAUAGUGUGUUGUCUACAUUACAAACAGACCAGGUUUCUCCAAAUCAAGCAUACAGGCUACAAACUAGACGUUUUCACUUUACAACACCAAAAUCAAAACCGAUCUGGAUGGCCCCUAGACGAAAUGCAACGAAAAGGAUUCCUACGACAAUAUAUUCCGAACAUUUUGAUAUAAAGGACAAAAUAUCAUCUACCCAUAAACCAAAAUUACCGACAAGAACUGUUUUGACUACUCAAUCAUCAGAACAAAUAGACCCUGUAUUGCAGAGUGACGUUAGUAGUUCGCAAAAGACUGUGUAUUCGCCAUCUAUAUCAGAUAAUACUAUACCAUCGUUAUGGAAAAGAGGCUCUGUGAAAUUUGGCACGUCAACUGCUAGCUCCGCUGAAAGGAAUACUGAAAGUGGAAUAAGUGAUUUGGAGAUUCCACCAACUUUAACAGCAUGGGCAUUAGCCAGCAUGAGAAGCCCUCCAUCGUUGUCCAGCCCUACAGUGAAUGCUACUGGAUUGAAUCAGAAAAAUGUGGAUGAAAACGAAUUACAGAAGGUCGGAGAACUUGUGGACAAAAAAGAAACUACCACAAUUUCAUCAAUGACAUCUUCUACUCUAGCUGUUAGUGAUUACUUAACAAAAAAUAUUUCUGAAAUAUACCAAAAUCGAUUACCGUGGAAACCAUUAUCUCCUACAUCAGCUUCUGUAGAAACUAAUGAUAAACCUGGUGAAACAAAUUCAGAGAGAGUUCCUGCUGAAAGUAAUAUCUCCAUUCAAAGUAGUCAAGAGCCACCUAGUAAUGAGCCAAUAAAGACUAAAUCUACAGAAAGUUCUUUAAAUGAUUUAAAACAUUCCUGGUUUCCUGUCACAAACGCCCAUAACCAGGUUACUGUAAAUGAAAUAAAAGAAACUUCAGAUAUGAAAGUCAUUCCACCGGUUGAUACAAUUAAGUCAACUGGCUUUGAAUCUAUAACGAAACUACCUGCAGAAAUAACUACACCUACAGAUGACACAGUGGCUCCUUCAGAAGAGAAGAAGGAAACGACGACUGAUUAUGAAAUUACUACGAUUAGAUUUUCUUAUGUUCCAACUGAAGAAUCGAUUGAAAAUACUGCACCUGUAGAAAAUACGGAUUGGCAUCCAGUUUUCCCAACUCGAACACGUACCACAACUGAAGGACAAAAUGAAAUAACUACAUAUAGACCAAAAUAUGUGACCACUACUGAAUUAUAUGAAGAAACAACUGCCACAAUUAUUGAGAGUACACCUCAGGUAGAGGUGACCUCGCAGAUAGUAGAAAAUUCUUCUCAAAAAGAAAGAUUUGUAACAACUGUAAUGCCCAUAACUACCACGACUUCCACAACAUUGCCUAAGAUAAAUACCCCCACGACUAUGACUAAAGUACUUUCCACGACUGAGCUGGAAGAGGAAACAUCAGAACCUACUAGUGAGUCUACAACUUAUAUUACCACAUCAAUAGAAAAUAGUACAGAAAUUCACACGAAGACUAAAGCAGAACUUGAGGCAACUACGCCGAUGGAAACAAGUACGAUUAUAGUUACUGUCGCCACAGAGAUAAACUCGGAGAGAGCUCCAGUCACGUAUAUACACAAUGAAGUAACAGAGUCAUUCGAAGUGGAAACUAGUAAAUCGUCAGAAGAAAACAGCAAUAGCAAUGAGGUUGUAGACGAAAAAACCAAAGUCCCACAAACAACUACUGAAGGUAUUACGAAAAUCGAAAGAGUAGUUACUACAAUAGAAGUUCGGUAUCCAACAACGUCAGCUCGAACAACGACUGAGGCAGAAACUACCACCCACAAAGAAGAUGAAAUCGAAACGACUACUUAUGAAGACACAAUAGAUGAAACAACUAAAUCUGUGAACGAUUUAGAAGAUCUCACGAGUUAUGCAGAAGAUGUGACUACGGAGGCAUCAUCGAGGGUGUUGGAACAAGAGGCUGGAACUGGUGCUGCCAUCGCAAUUGCUGUCAGUACGAUCGGCGUGAUCGCUCUCGUACUACUAGUUGGAUUAUUGUUGGUGGUACGUCGUCGCGGACGUCGCGGCGUUUACGCCCAGCGCUGCACGCCAGUGUCACUAGACGCUUACAGCCUAGACAGCGUCAGCGUUGGUCACAGAAAAGGCAACCACCGUCUGCGGGCCAGCAAGAGGAGCUACGGGAACCCUGCCUAUGAUGACGAGGUUACCUCGCAUCCAAUGCAGUAUCCAGCACUCGCAAACUUCGCUCUAGACUUAGACUCCAUAACCGCGGAGUUUUCCGAAAUACCCUCAGUGUCUGUACGCCCGGACGAGGUGCCCCCAGGAUGCGAGGACAAGAACCGAUACUCCAAUGUCCUGCCCCUACCGGAGACCAGGGUGCCGUUGCGAAGAAUCGGCAAUGACCUAACUACAGAGUAUAUAAAUGCUAACUAUGUUACGGGGCCAGGUAACAUCCGCAAUUACUACAUCGCAUGCCAGGCACCGCUGCACAACACGGUCGUGGACUUCUGGCGAAUGAUCUGGGAGCAGAACUCGAGGGUCCUCGUCAUGCUCACCGAAUACAUGGAGAACGGAGUUGAAAAAUGCUAUGAAUAUCUUCCACCAUCUGAAAUAUCGGACAACAGGCGGACUUUUGGAGAGUUCCAAAUCAUCCUCAAGAAACGAGAGCAGAGGGAUAAGUACGCGAUAUCCAGCAUUCAGCUCAUAAACCUGAUGACCAGGACCUGGCGGGAGGUGACGCAGCUGUGGUACUUCUGGCCAGCGAAGGGGGUGCCUGAGGAUUACGACUCUAUAAUCGACUUCCUGUCCGAAAUGAGGAGUUAUAUGAAAGUGUCACAAACAGCUAAGGAGUAUGAUGAAGAAGGAGUGGAAGUAAUAUACCAAGACCAGAGCCGUUCAUCCUACCACAACCUGUCCAAACUCCGCAGCGACGAGAACGGCUCCAGUAACGGCAUCAACGUAUACUCGCCCGCCAAGGCCGAGGAAAUGAUGAAAAGGGGUACCACCACUAAUGGGACUCUGGGUAGAAUGAAAGCGGCCUCAGAAAUUGAAGGAGUACGUCCCUGCGUGAUGGUUUGCGCGUCAGGAGCCGGUCGCUCAGCCGCCAUGAUCGCUGCGGACCUGUGCGCCCGCGCACUUGCUUCCGGGCAGGCGGAUGUCCCGCGGAUCGUCCGGCGGUUGCGGGACCAGCGACCGCACUCGCUCUCUAAUAGACACCACUACAUAUUCCUCUAUAAGUUGCUAAGUGAAUAUGGCAAUCGACUUAUGGGCGGAGGAGUCGACACGAUUUGAAAACUGAAAAAAGACUCAACCCAUGUUACAUGAGUAACUAAAUAACUUAUGAUGAUAGACUUAACACAUCUGUUAGUUUUUCUACAUACAUAAAUAAAAUC
Molecule: messenger RNA, 5089 nt
Organism: Pararge aegeria (speckled wood butterfly)
Lineage: Eukaryota; Metazoa; Arthropoda; Insecta; Lepidoptera; Nymphalidae
Product: putative GPI-anchored protein pfl2
Exons: 12
Coding region: 264-4988 (1574 amino acids)
Biological process (GO): protein dephosphorylation
Molecular function (GO): protein tyrosine phosphatase activity
Source: RefSeq, a predicted model, not a curated record